This is a messenger RNA of Sinocyclocheilus grahami, 405 nucleotides long. Its product is annotated as proprotein convertase subtilisin/kexin type 5-like. The transcript has 3 exons. NCBI's taxonomy places the organism in Eukaryota, Metazoa, Chordata, Actinopteri, Cypriniformes, Cyprinidae. The record is from RefSeq and is a predicted model, not a curated record. The coding region runs from base 28 to 390 and encodes 120 amino acids.
ACCUGUAAGGAGGGUUUUUAUGAUGACAUGAAGCAGGAGUGUGAGCCGUGUCACCGCACAUGUCGAUCAUGUGGUGGUCCGGACGAUAACGACGGCGAUUCCUGUGAAGAUGACAUGCUUCUGGAUAGGGGUCAAUGCAUCAGCAUUAGCAAGAUCAAGUGUCCUGACGGAAAAUUCCUAAACGGUCAGGGUGAGUGUGAGCAGUGUGAUUCCUCCUAUAGGACGUGUUCAGGGCAUCGGAAAGACCGCUGUGAUUCCUGUCAUGAAGCCAGCUGUGUGUGUCCGUUUGUCCAAAUGAGACUCAUAGAAACCAGACAAGUGGGCGCUGUGAAGACGCUGUUUGAUGUGUCAGGGCGCACAUCACUGUCUGAAGUGCAAAAAUGCCUUUGAUCCACUCUACCUGCA